GAGAAAGAAAGUGAAGGAGGUGUGGUGAAGACUGUGGUGAAGUAAUGCUAAAAUAGACUCAACUGAAGCUUGUUUAUAAGAUGUUUUAGUGUGUGGCUUCCAGAGGAUGAAAAGCUAGAUGCUACUUGGUUUACUGGAAAAACACAGGAGCAAAAAAGAAGAGAGUGAAGCAUUGUAACAGCUGCCAGGGACUGACAGUGAGGGAAAUACUUCACUUAGAGGAGUCUUCUUACCAUGGGGAAGUCAGCCUCCAGGCUUUUUUGUGAAGAGGUACUGAAGACUCAUAAUCAGUACAGGAGAAAACAUCAAGCCCCACCUUUAAAACUCUGCAGUAAACUGAGCAGUGAAGCAGCACGAUAUGCUGAGAGCCUCGCAAGCACCAGAAUCCUGAAGCACAGUGUUGAGUCUAGUAGAGGAAACUGUGGAGAAAAUUUAGCAUGGGCAUCUUAUGAUCAAACUGGUAAAGAUGUGUCGGAUCGCUGGUAUAAUGAAGUGAACCAGUACAACUUCAACCAGCCAGGAUUCUCCUCUGCAACUGGUCACUUCACUGCAAUGGUGUGGAAAAGCUCGAAGAAACUUGGUGUUGGUAAAGCUGUGGCCUCCGAUGGUUCUACUUUUGUAGUGGCACGUUAUUUCCCUUCUGGCAACAUUACCAAUCAGGGCCACUUCCAGGCCAAUGUCCUGCCCCCCAAAAACUGAUCCAAAUGUAGCUGGACACAAUGAGAACGAAGGUAGGGAGGGGAACUGAAAUAGGAUGGGGAACAGCUGAAAUAAGAGAGACUUUUACCUGGAGGACCAAACACAGGAUUUGUUGGCCUUAAUAAACAAACCUUACUUGAAUAAAGAGCUUCUGUCUUUA
Carassius auratus (goldfish) is the source of this 859-nucleotide messenger RNA. Its product is annotated as Golgi-associated plant pathogenesis-related protein 1-like. NCBI's taxonomy places the organism in Eukaryota, Metazoa, Chordata, Actinopteri, Cypriniformes, Cyprinidae. The record is from RefSeq and is a predicted model, not a curated record. Gene Ontology annotation, cellular component: extracellular region. The coding region runs from base 235 to 699 and encodes 154 amino acids. The transcript has 5 exons.